Messenger RNA from Cutaneotrichosporon oleaginosum, 1274 nucleotides. RefSeq lists its product as uncharacterized. The record is from RefSeq and is a predicted model, not a curated record. Lineage: Eukaryota; Fungi; Basidiomycota; Tremellomycetes; Trichosporonales; Trichosporonaceae.
ACUGGGAGAGGGAGAGCACGCUGACACCAGGCCUUACGUUCCACUCGAGCGUGCCCCACCCGUCGUUUUCGUUCGGCGGCAAGACCGGCCAGACGGUGUGCACCGUCGCAUUCCAGAAGGACGCCGUCACGCCUUCCGUGUCGGGCUCCGCACCCGCCCUCCACGCCUGCGUAGACGUACGUAGCACAUAGAUGCAUGCUGAGACACAGUGCGGCGGGACGAAGACGGACGUCGCGCUCGCGGACGCGAGCGGCAUCGUUGCGCGCGCGCUCGGCCCGACCUCCAAUAUGGCUGAGGUCGGGCUCAAGCGCUCGACCGAGAUCAUCGUUGAGACGGUGCUCAAGGCGGUCGCGACCGCACUAGGCUCUGCGGCACCCAAUGGAUCUCCGUCCGUGGAGUCGCUCUGCCCUAUUACCUUCGCAUCCGCUUGGCUCGGGGUAUCGGGGUGCGACACGCCGGUGGACCAGGCGCGCAUGGCUGAGGCGCUCACCCCAUUCUUCGGCUUUGCGCCGGUAGUGCACAAUGACGCGCUGCUCCUCGGCGGCGCGCUGUUGCGCCUCGGCGUGCCAUGGGGCAUCGCACUCGUCGCGGGCACGGGCAGCGUCGCCGUCGCCUUGGAGGCCAAGGAGGGGCGCGUGACACAAGCAGCGCGCCGGGGCGGGCACGGCUACCUUCUAGGCGACGACGGGAGCGCGUGGGACGUGGGCCGGUGGGCCUGCCGCGUCGUGGUGGACGCAUAUGAUGCGGGCGAGAAGGAGGGCGAGCUGGCCGCGACGGUGCGCCGACAUUUCGGCAUCGCGUCCACCCCCGAGCUGUUGAGCAAGGUGCACGAGCUGGAGGGCGGGACGGCAGUCGAGGCCGCGAACGCGGCCAAGCUCCGUGUGACGUCGCUCGCGCGUCCCGUCCUCGAGCUGCUUGCGCGCGAGGAUCCUCUCGCGGAAAAGGCCGUGCGGCUGGCCGUUGCCCCGUUCGCGAAGAGCGCCGUGCACCUCGUCCACCAGAUGUACCGCAUGCGCGGAGUGGCGUUGGGCAGCAGGGCACAGGCGCCAGUGCUCGUCUGUGGUGGAGGAUGUUUGCGCCAGCCGCACUUCCGCGCCCUUGUGCUCGACAUGUGUUGGCAGGAAGGGGUGACGUUCAAGGACGUUGUCGUUGUCGAGGACGUGGCGGGCGAGGCUGUGAUGGGCCUCGUAGAGGCUUAGAAUCUUAGAUGUAGAGCUAGAAUAGAUGUCGCUGUAGCAUACUUGUUGCGGGGCGGUUGAGCGGGCAGCAGAGCG